AUGCUCAGAGGAUUUCCCUCUUCUUCUUCUUCUUCCAAAAUGCAGCGGCUCGAUCAACAACUCCACCGCCGUCCUCAACUCCUCACAUUUUCAGCCGCAAACGCGACUUCUGAUCAUCCCAGUUCAUGCUCUGCACAUCAUCUACCCUUCCGACGGUGGUGUGAUGAUGAUAUACAAUUGAAUCGUGAUGAUGUUGUUCAUGCAGCAUUGAUGAUGAUGAGAAUGAUGAAGAUAACGUUGAAGAUUGACGAGUUCUUGAGAGAUCGAAGAUUGAAGGUGCUGUUACGAUUGAAGAUUGAGGUUGACGGAUUUACAGAAGAUGAUAGAUAUAUUGAUGACGAGAAGUGGAGAACUGAUGCUGAAGCUCUCAGAGAAGUGCAAAGAAACUUUCUUACAGGUUCUGGUGACCCAUCUUGGUGA
This is a messenger RNA of Vicia faba (fava bean), 420 nucleotides long. The record is from the annotation of a GenBank genome assembly. Lineage: Eukaryota; Viridiplantae; Streptophyta; Magnoliopsida; Fabales; Fabaceae.